AUGCCUAGCUCCAUACCCUACGACCCGAGUCUGGUGUUGAUGAGCGUGGUGAGCGAGGAGGCACUGGCGAAUGUCGAAGCCAUCUCAAAGUUGCAAGCCCCUGUCGACGCCGCUCACGAUGCUCUCAACUCUCUCAUCUCGUCCAAGAGAGGUCUGACGAUGACCAAGACCGAACUCAGAAACCUUGGCAUCAAGACUGAUGCUCUGGACGAGGAGCUGAAGAAGCUGAACGACGCCGUGGAGAAGGCCGCGGUCACGUAUGCAGCUGCCAGAAUGGCGGCCGAGCCUCAGAUCCAGCAACUGCGUCAGAAGAUACAUUCGGUUCACAAGCAGAUCGAAAGCCCUGUCGACUACCUGCGCAGCGAGAUCAAGACAAUGCCACUUGCCGCCGACACCAUGAACAUGGAUGUUCAGUAUUUCUCCUUCGACUCAAACUCGCAGAACUCGUCUGCCUACAGCGCCCAGAUCGCCUCGUACGUGUCGGGCGCCGUCAGCGGCGUCUUUGGCACCGACCAGUCCAUGAAGAUCGGCACCGCAGCUUCGAGUCAGGUCAGCCGGCAAGUGAAAUCGCACAGCAUCGAGGGUACCCUCGUGCUGUCUGUGAGCUGCACGCACAAGAACGCAUCGAUCGUGGCCCCUUUCGUGAUGCACGUCGACAAGGCCAUCAAGGUGUGGAACCAUCUCUACCCCGGCAAGAAGCUGGAUCCUACGAGCGGCAGCAGCAUGAUGAAGUGUGCCAUGAACGAGAGCCAAGAAGACAAGGAGAAAUUCUCCAUCAUCUCCGGCACCACCUUUGGAUCGAGCUUCAUCGGCAUGGUCCACAUUCUCAACUCCACGCAGACCUCUGCCUCUGAGACCAUGGAGGCCGCGGCCAUGUCCAUGCAGCGCACCAUGGACACGGGUGCCUGGUUUGCCAGAGCUGAGGGUAAAGUAGGCGUCAACGCCAAGUUUGCCAGCGACGUCAAGAACCUCCUCAGUCAGCAGAACGUCCAGUCUCACGUGACAGUCCUGACGAUGGGCGUGAUUCCCUCGAUGGUUGCCAACUUGGUCUCAAAGACGGCCGAGAAGUUUGCCGAUUUUGACCCAAGCGCCAACAUGGCAGCCGUCGCCGCCAUCCAGAACGCCACCUCAUCAGAGCAGUCCACGGUGCAAUCCAUGGCCGAGGCUUCGCGAACGAGUGGACAGGCCUCCGAGAUGCAAGGCAAGGCUAUUGAGUCCUCGCUGAGCGCGUUGGCGGUCAUCGAUGGGGAGAAGAACAAAGUCCUGGACGUCAACUCGAUGAUGACGGCGCUGGAGGACUAUCUGAAGAAAGCCUCCGAGGGAGACUCCGGCGUUCCCAUCAACUACUACCUGAAGGAUAUUGAUCAGAAGAUGCUGGCGCAGAUGUGGGCUGCCAAGUACUACCCUGGGAAGUUCAUGUCUAUUAAGUACGACGACACCGAAGCUGAAGGUGGCCAGGAAAAGGCGAAGCUGUGA
Molecule: messenger RNA, 1476 nt
Organism: Podospora anserina S mat+
Lineage: Eukaryota; Fungi; Ascomycota; Sordariomycetes; Sordariales; Podosporaceae
Exons: 1
Coding region: 1-1476 (491 amino acids)
Source: RefSeq, a predicted model, not a curated record